AUGCCAAGUGCAACGGAUAUUACCAAUGAACGAAGAACGUUUAAAUGUCGAUAUUGUUCAUUUUUUACACGAUUUCGAACUCAGAUUAUUAAUCAUUUAGAUGAUGAACAUAAUAUUUUUGUCACCGAAUGUCCAAAAUGUAAGAAAAAUUUUCGUACAGAAUAUAAACUACGUCAUCAUCUUCGUCAUACGAAAGAGCACACUACUCUUGAUAUUAAUCCGAAUGAAUAUUUAUUACAACAUGUUGAUUUUCAAAUCGAAAAACCAUCGUUCAUUUGCCCACAAUGUUCAACUGUCUUCCCAUCCUAUGCUGAAUUAGAUACACAUUUAACCACUCAUCAUGCCUUAUUUGAUAAAAGUACAUUUCAUAUGUGUCGAUAUUGUAGUUUCACAUUUAAAACAUCGCUUAAAUUAGGACGUCAUAUCGCUAUCAAACAUUUUCAAGUCAAAUAUAUUGAACAAUCGAGUAAUAAUUCUGUUAUUAUCACCUACGGAAAUCAACAAAGUGAAUCAAAAACAGCUAACGACGAAAAUAAUAACAAUAACUAUUGCAAUUUAUGUAACAUGAAAUUCAUAAGAAGUAAAGAUCAUAAACUACAUGCGCAAAUCGUUCAUAAUAAGAAAUUAGACGAUAAACCAGCGAAUGAAGGACGAAUGUGUCAUGUUUGUGGUAGAAUACUAAAAAAUAAUCGAUCGUUUAUGAAACAUAUGUCAAUGAUACACAACAUGUCAGAGAAAGGACAUCAAUUACUUGAAUGUCCCGUAUGUGAAAAACGUUUUGCUCGACCAAAUGUACUUGAAAAACAUGUGUUUGUUCACCAAACAUGGGUAGGAGAAAAUGAAACAAGUCAAAGUGGUAUGGAAUCAAAUAAUCAAACUUAUCAAAACUUACCGAGUCAAGAAAUGGUUACCGAAAAAGACGAUGAACGGUUAAAUAUUAAUGAUUUUGAAAAAACGCUCAGUUCACACGAUACCACAUGUGAUUGUCGAGAGUUAAGAACAACACAUACUACACAAAAUGAUAAUGAUCUAUUAGAUUCGUUACUUCAAACAUCACCGCUUGAUAUAACAAAAAUAUUAUCUCUGUCUAAUAAUGAAGUCGACAUAGAAUCAAAUACAAAUGUAUCCGAUAUUGUGAACGAUUUGUCCAGUUCCUUGAGCACACCAGUCAAUCCAGUUGAGAGUGAGAAACAAAACUUGAUUGCUGUUGACAGUAGUACAUGCUCUUCUGAACUUGAUGGACUUUCGAUAAUGCCAACAUGUCAAGAUAUGCCUGAAUGUUCAUUAUCAAAUUCAACGGCUUAUGCUCAUCAAUGUAAAGUCUGUUUCUUUUGGUUUAAAUCGACAAAAUCUCUUACACGACACAAACGUUUUAUUCAUCGUCUCGUACCGGUCUUUCGAUGUAUGGACACAAAAUGUUUACAGUUGUUUCCAAAUCCAAAUGAAUAUCUAUCUCAUGCUAAAGUUCAUGAUCAAAAACAUUUUAUUUGUACACGCUGUUCAAAAUCAUUAACAUCUCGUAGCGAAUAUCAUUCUCAUAUGAAAGAUGAACAUGAACAACAACAACAACGGAAAUGUACACAAUGUAAAAUAAAAUUUAAAACAGACGAACAAUUCGAAACACACGCUCACACAUAUAGAUGUCAAAUGUGCUCUGAAAUAUUUACAGAAAAGAAUUCGUAUCAUAAUCAUGUGGCAAAACACGAUCAAAUUCAUUUAUAUCGAUGUGAAUCAUGCACGGAAACAUUUGAAAAUCGAAAGCAAUUAUCAAAACAUGCACUCGUUCAUCAUAAAAUACCAAAGCAAAAAACAUGUAACGAUUGUUGUUUAACAUUUAAAACGAAUUUUCAUCUUAAACGACAUAAUGUAACUAAACAUUCUGAUUCCAAACCGUUUAAAUGUGAACAAAAUGGUUGUGGACAAACAUUUGCAAGAAAAGACAAGUUAAAACAGCAUCAAGCAAAACACGGUGUUGAUGCGCCAUACAAAUGUUCGUACGAGGCUUGUUUUAAAGGAUUUUUUCGUCCCGAACAUCUUCGAGAUCACGAGAUUGUUAGACAUUCCAAGAAAUAUCCAUUUACAUGUGAAUUUUGUUCUAAAGGUUUUAUUCAUUAUAAACCAAUGUAUGCACAUUACAAACAGCAUCAUAUUGACGAACAAUCAAAAGAAGAAAACAAAAAUCAACAGCAAAAUUUUAGUUGUUUUUUAUGCCAUCGAAAUUUUAAUUUUGAAAAUCAUUUAAAAACACAUAUAUCAACGAAACAUGUUAAUUUAGUUCCUUAUUCAUGUUCCUACUGCAGAAAAGGAUUUUCGACUCUGGCUAGUGCAAAAAUUCAUGUUAAACGUGGCCAUGCAAAUUAUAUGUGUCCUAAAUGUAGGAAACACUUUCGAAGUAAAUUAAAUGCUAAACGACAUGUGAAUAAUAUUCACAAAACAAGUGACGAACCAUUAAUACAAACUAUAAAUAAUGUUGAUAUCGUUGAAACGGAUAAAAUGUCCGAUGCUAAUUCUCGAGUAACAACGUUAGAAUAUUCAUCGACGGCAACCGAUACGCCUUCAUCAUCUAACUGUAAUUCGUUAUUGCAAAAAGAACAGAUAUGGUCAGAAGAAGACUGUGGUUCAAAUUAUUUUCAAAUGAAAUUAUCUGUGAGAUGA
Molecule: messenger RNA, 2655 nt
Organism: Didymodactylos carnosus
Lineage: Eukaryota; Metazoa; Rotifera; Eurotatoria; Philodinida; Philodinidae
Source: the annotation of a GenBank genome assembly